UUGACAAGAUGUGUUGGACAAGUGUCGUGGUCAUUUGUAUUUUAUGCAAAGCGUUUAAAUAAAUAACUUUAAAAACAGUAUAAUACGCCUGUAAAAAGUGUGCGGAAAAAGAAUUUCAAUUUAAUUGCGGUGAACCAUUUCGCAAUUAACAAAAACAAGUUGCUAAAAAUCGUUCGGUUAAUACAAUUGUGCAAACGAUCAGAAUUACGAGUCUCGUGUUCAAUGGCGAUUCGGGUAACAAAAGAUGCAUAUUCCUUGAAAAUGCACUGAAAAAUACAACAGUAGUUCCGUCAAAAAUAUCCAUACGUACAUAUGUCUUUACAAAUUACUAUGCGAUUGCUGAAUAAUCAAUGCUUUCCAAAAUAAUUAAAUAAAUUUAUAGUUAAUACAGUGAGUAGCUUAAUGCAUUGGCUACCGAAAAAGUAAAAAAUUUGUAUUACCGACUUGUGUUAGUGCAGCGUUCGUGUAUUUUCUGAACAAAGAGAAAAUGUGUCUGGGCAUAAGCGGCGACCGCAGCAUCAAAACAUUGUCCAUAGUGCCAUGUCAGCGGAAUGGAGUUAAAUUUAACUUUAUAAUCGUACUAUUCUUGAAUCUAUUGCUGAAUUCACGCAGUCAAUUGCUCAUCAACGUACAAAAUCAAGGUGGUGAGGUCAUACAAGAAAGCAUCACCUCCAAUGUCAGCGAGGACUUAAUUACUUUAGAAUUUCAAAAAACGGAUGGCACGCUUAUCACACAAGUCAUUGAUUUUCGAAAUGAAGUCAAAAUCGUCAAAGCACUCGUGCUGGGCGAAGAGGAACGUGGCCAAAGUCAAUAUCAGGUCAUGUGUUUUGUGACGAAAUUCAAUAAAGGCGAUUUCAUUUCAUCCGAUGCAAUGGCGAAAUUGCGUCAAAAGAAUCCCAGUACAAUACGUACACCGGAGGAAGAUAAGGGACGAGAAACGUUUACGAUGACAUCGUGGGUUCAUCUAAAUCGUUCAUUGCCAAUAACACGUCACCUACAAACGUUAUGCGCUGAGGCCGCUGAUGCGACUUAUGUGCGUAGUGCCGAUCUGAAGGCGUGGGCGGAAUUGCCAGGCUCCUCCAUCUCUAGCCUGGAAGCGGCCGCUGAGAAAUUUCCCGACACCCUCUUCUCACGUUGCAAUGAGGUGAGCGGUUUAUGGGCACCUUGUCUGUGUACGCUCGAAACCUGUAUCGGCUGGUAUCCUUGUGGCCUCAAAUAUUGCAAAGCCAAGAAUGGCGGCGAUUCAUCGGCGGCGGCACAGCCCAACUAUCGCUGCGGCAUUAAGACGUGUCGCAAAUGUAGCCAAUUUACCUAUUAUGUGCGACAGAAACAACAAUGUCUAUGGGAUGAAUGACGAGGGCUGCAUAUGAUGGGCUUAAGCAGUUACUGUAAACAUAAAACUUGCUCAGUAAAUAAGUGGCCAACGACAACACUAACAACAACAGCGGUGGCCGCAGCAGCAUCAAGCAAUCGUUAUCGGCCGUUAACGGCGGGCGUGGUGCCACCACAUCGUCGCUGGUAUGCGCAUAGGAAUAUAUUUUGCGGCGGCAAUAAACUCUGCGUUUCAUAUAACAAUCGCGACUUUGCUGUCGCCGUCUCGGCGGUGGCUGUGAAUCAUGAAAAAAUGUUUAGGCUGCAAUUGCCACUACUCUUCGUGGUAUCGCCGUCAGCAGCAGUGUCAACGAAUGCGGCGGCGGGGACACCAAUGGACUACUGAAGCUGUUUGCCGAUAACAAGUAAACUUUAUUCAUUACUUAUUUAUCUGCUUAUUUUAUUUAUUUUUUGAUAUUUGCGUAGUGUAAAUAUUCAAUUGUAAACAAAAAGUAAUAUAGGUAUACUAUGUAUAUAGAAAUGUAACGCUUAUCUUUAUUAUAUGAGGCACAUAUGCGUUACUUAUGUUAGCUUAUGGAUUAAGUUUAUUUAAAAUUGUUUUUUUUUUUGCAUUUAUACGCAUUUUCGCGAAACAUCUUCUUGUUUGGAACCCAAUUUGCUAAUUUGAAAGGAAAAACUUCGAUUUAAGACUGUUAGAUACAUACAUAUGUAAGGUUGACAAGAAGUGCUAGUAAGUUUAUGGUUUCAUAUUGGGUACACUUUAAAUGUUGUCUAUAAAAUUUUGCGUCCGUUUUUUUGCACACAAGCUGAAUAUUUGAUACGGAAGCAGUACUGCGUAAUUUGCUAAACUUAAUUUUCUGUUAUUUUGCAUAAUUUUAUUUAUUUAUUUUUUGUUUUUAGUUUUUUUUUUCAUUGGAAAAAUUUAGGGCGAAUUGUGCCCUUUGGUUCUUGGACUCUAGCUCUUGAGUCUUGGCUAGAGCAUCUGGUAAAUCUUCGGCACAUGCAAUCAAGAAUAUUAAGUUAAAUUGAUCAAAUUCACAGGAAACUUUGAUAUUUUACUUAUCUUCAAUCUUCACACUUUUUUCGUAUUAUUUACUUUAUUAAAUGUUAACAACUUUAUAAAAUGUGAAAUUUUAUCAGAGCACAAAAAAGCACAGCUUCACAGCUAUGACGUUUGCGUAAAAUCGUAAAUAAGGGACAUAAAGGUGCCAUUAGUCCCGUUAUGAAAAUCCUUGGUGCAUGAUCCCUGUUUAAUUAUAUCGUUAUGUCCGCAUUACUUCCAUGCGUCGUUACUGACUUAUUUGUUAAUAGUGUUAAUUACCAGGUUGUAGUAUUCAACAACCGACAUAGCGCCUUGUCGAGGGACGCUUAGUUUUUGCCCAUUUGUCCGAAUAUGCGAAAUCGGGUCUUGCUAUUAUCGCAUCAAAAUUUAAGACUGUUCCAUGAUUUUUUAACGUGUCAUUGGCGUCAUGGGUAAAUUUGUUGCGUAGUAGGGCUGUGCAAUUAAUUGAUUUCGAUUAACCAAAAAAAAAAAACUAUUUGAGUAAUUUGCUUUAU
This is a messenger RNA of Rhagoletis pomonella (apple maggot), 2889 nucleotides long. It is a transcript of the gene oaf, whose product is annotated as out at first protein. The transcript is spliced from 4 exons. NCBI's taxonomy places the organism in Eukaryota, Metazoa, Arthropoda, Insecta, Diptera, Tephritidae. The record is from RefSeq and is a predicted model, not a curated record. The coding region runs from base 488 to 1354 and encodes 288 amino acids.